Molecule: messenger RNA, 1527 nt
Organism: Falco peregrinus (peregrine falcon)
Lineage: Eukaryota; Metazoa; Chordata; Aves; Falconiformes; Falconidae
Gene: SKIC8
Product: SKI8 subunit of superkiller complex
Exons: 11
Coding region: 452-1369 (305 amino acids)
Cellular component (GO): Cdc73/Paf1 complex
Molecular function (GO): protein binding
Source: RefSeq, a predicted model, not a curated record
GGGCCGACAGGGCACGGCGGGCGCCAUCCCGCCACCAUCCCCUCACGCUCCGGCGCGGGGCUGGCACCCCCAGGCUGACGCCGCCCGGGCGCGGGAAGGGGCGAGGGACAGCCCGGCCGGGCGCUGCCCGGGGCCCUGCUGCUGCCGGCGAGCGCCGGAGGCCGCUGGGCCGCCGCCCCGGGGCACGGGCGACGGAGGGCGGCGGGCCCACGAGGCCGCAGGGCGCCCUCUCGGCCACACGGCGGCAGCAGAGAGCGCCAGGCAGGCGCCCCCCGCCGCGGCGGCGAAGGGCUGUGGGGAGAGGCGCUCCUGCCGCGCUCUCGGUGGUAGGACACGUCAUCGCGGUGCGGCGGUGACGCGGAGGCCGUGGGCCCGGGGCUGAGUGUGCGGGACGGCCCGGUACGGCGCGGGGAGGCCCGAGCGUUCCUGCUAAGACCGCUCCCGUAAAGACAUGACCACACAGUACGGUAUUCUCUUCAAGCAAGAGCAAGCUCACGAUGAUGCCAUUUGGUCAGUUGCCUGGGGAAAAAAUAAAAAAGAUGGCUCUGAAACAGUGAUCUCUGGUUCUUUGGAUGAUCUAGUGAAGGUCUGGAAGUGGAAUGAUGAAAAAUUGGAUCUACAGUGGACUUUGGAGGGUCACCAGCUGGGCGUGGUAUCUGUGGAUAUCAGCCACACAGGCUCCAUUGCAGCAUCCAGCUCCCUAGAUGCCCAUAUUCGCCUUUGGGAUUUAGAAACUGGCAAACAAAUCAAGUCAAUAGAUGCUGGUCCUGUUGAUGCUUGGUCCCUGGCUUUUUCACCCGAUUCCCAGUACCUUGCAACAGGAAGUCAUGUGGGAAAAGUAAAUAUUUUUGGUGUUGAAACUGGAAAGAAGGAAUAUUCACUGGACACCAGAGGGAAGUUCAUCCUUAGCAUUGCAUAUAGUCCAGAUGGAAAAUACUUAGCCAGUGGAGCAAUAGAUGGCAUUAUCAAUAUUUUUGAUAUUGCCACUGGAAAACUUCUGCAUACGCUAGAAGGUCACGCGAUGCCUAUUCGUUCACUGACAUUUUCUCCAGAUUCACAGUUACUUGUAACUGCUUCAGAUGAUGGCUACAUCAAAAUCUACGAUGUGCAACAUGCGAACUUGGCAGGCACAUUAAGUGGUCACGGAUCCUGGGUAUUAAACGUAGCCUUUUGUCCUGAUGAUACCCAUUUUGUUUCCAGUUCAUCUGAUAAAAGCGUAAAAGUUUGGGAUGCUGGAACAAGAACCUGCGUUCAUACUUUCUUCGACCACCAGGAUCAGGUUUGGGGAGUGAAAUACAAUGGAAGUGGGUCCAAAAUUGUAUCUGUUGGAGAUGACCAAGAAAUCCAUAUUUAUGACUGUCCAAUUUAAAUAUCUUGAUUCAGGCCCUUUGGUUAACUCUCGUGGCAAGUUUGUAGUACUGUCCUUCCAUGUCGUGUUUUAGUACUGCAAAAUGCAGAGCUGCAAAAUCAGAUAUAUUUUAUUUUGCAUGAAAGCAAGUUUUACUUUUUAAAAAAUAAAAGCUACAG